This is a messenger RNA of Galleria mellonella (greater wax moth), 7269 nucleotides long. RefSeq names its product thrombospondin type-1 domain-containing protein 7A-like. Gene Ontology annotation, cellular component: extracellular matrix. Lineage: Eukaryota; Metazoa; Arthropoda; Insecta; Lepidoptera; Pyralidae. Gene Ontology annotation, biological process: cell adhesion. Bases 266 to 4063 code for a protein of 1265 amino acids. The transcript is spliced from 29 exons. The record is from RefSeq and is a predicted model, not a curated record.
ACUGAAGCUUGGUCAGUGCCCCGCGCGCCGCGUGCCUGUCGCCAGUCGCUCACUUCUAUACAACAUUGUACCAAAACCAUUGUCCACACUCUAUUAUUAAUCACUAACAACACAAUUCACUUUAAAUAUAUCUCGGUAAUGAUCGGACGCUGUCUCUCCUAAUCAAUUUGCUUAUACUGUGCGUAAUAUUGAACUUUGUCGGUUAGUAAUGUGGAAAGGAUUAGGUUAGGGUUUUUUUACGGCGCUGAAAUAAAUCAAAGGUACCAUGUGGCGCAUCGGCUUACUGUCUUUGGCGAUGGUGCUCGCCGGCGUGGUUUCUGAGCGGCCCGAACCAGAACGCCCGCUAGAUGUCGUUAUUGACACUGAAUUGUCAGACACAGAUUAUACUGUGUACGUGGGCCAGUGGACUGACUGCACAACUCAGGAACCAGGCGAACACGCUGCUAAGUCUAUUGAAAUGUACAACAUACAAAAAGAGCCUGACUCGUUGGUUUAUACACCACGGCUCGGCCUGCAGCGCCGACAGGUCCAGUGUCGAAAGAAAGACGGACGAUUCGUCGAAUCCAUGUACUGCGGCUCAGCCCUAGCUCGUAUAGGCACAACCAGGGUCUGUGUGAUGAAAGAAGACUGUUCUUUAGCUGAAUGGUUGCCAUGGCGACCACGUUCAGAUGGUGCUCUUGUACGCAUACGUAGAUUAAAACAAUUACCACAAGGUACUGGAAGGGAAUGUGAUGUAGUGGAGGAAGUGAGACCUGCCGUUUUGGAGCCGAGCGCGCACUGGGUUCCGGGGGAGUGGAGCCGAUGCAUGAUUACCACCGAACAGCCUACGUUCUUCCACAUACCACCGACUACCGACGACACUGAUGACAUCGAUGACAGCGAUGAUUACGAUGGGUACGAUUAUAAAGAGCCGGAGAAUGAGGCGACCUGCGGUGGAGGUAUACAGAGGCGAAAUGUGUUAUGCGCCCGCGCAGAUGGGCGGAUUUUACCCGAAGUCCAAUGCGAGCAUACACCGUCGCCAACUCUUAUGCAACCUUGUGAGGUACCGUGUCCCCGGGACUGCGUAGUAGGCGAAUGGGGUGAAUGGGGAGCGUGCCAGCCCACGGACGGGUGUCCUUUGUUCCCCGUACAACAGCUUACUACCACUGGCUACAGCGUGCGUCGUCGACGAGUCAAGUCCGCAGCAUCAGGCGGCGGUGCACCCUGCCCUCCCCUAGAAGAGAAACGACAUUGCUCCACGCCACGGUGCGCCGCGUGGAAGGCACUGCCGUGGGGCCCGUGUAUACUGUACGAUUCGCACGACACAUGCGGACGCGGCAAACGGACCAGAGAGUUAAAAUGUAUCGGACAUGAUGGGAAAGAAGCACAGCGCGGCUGGUGCAGCGCUGCAGGCGCGCCGGCAGCCAGCGAGCGCUGCCGCAUCGCAUGCGCCGGCGACUGCGUGGUGUCGGCCUGGGGACCCUGGUCCCCGUGCUCGGCGCGCUGCGCGGCCCCCUCGCACCCCAGGCCCACUAGAACCCGCCGACGGCACAUCCUAGCUCACCCGUCCCGUGGUGGCUAUUCGUGUCCACCCGAACACGAGUUGGUACAAAACGAGACGUGUAAUAACCACGGCUGCGCCACAUACUCCUGGCUGGCAACACCGUGGGGCCCGUGCGAGCAUCGGCACCAAGAUUACAUGGCCACUGCUAACUACACGGACCUUUCAGAUGGAGAACCUUUCAACGAAAGCGAUGAGGAAGAGCCUUGCGUUGAAGAAGGAGUAAUGGUGAGACAAGUGAUGUGCAUCCAAAACAACGCAGACGUCGUCCGCGGUGGGCUAUGUGCACCUCUACAUAAGCCGGCAGCGCGCCGAGCUUGCACGGUCAGGUGCCGCCGGCAUGCGUGCAAAAUCGACGAGUGGAUGCCCUGGUCACCUUGCCCUAAUACAUGUGAACCCGGUCAGCAGACCCGGGUGCGGGUUGUCCACGGAGGCCCGAACUGCGGCCCGCGGCAGGAGACGCGAGAGUGCCCGGUGGCGCCGUCAUGUCAGCCACUCGCCGCGCGCUGGGUGACUGGAGAGUGGACCACGUGCCGCAUGCCACCAGCACAGCGCUGCGGCGUCGGAUACAGAGUCAGAAGCAUCUGGUGCGGUUCUGACUCGAACCGCGUGGAAGCGGGCUUCUGUGCGGGCCAGCUGGUGCCACAGAGCAUCGCGCCAUGUCAAGUGACAUGCGACUUCACGGCGCCUCUCACCUGUGACACUAUCUGUGCCAAUCCAUUGAAAUAUUUAGACGCAACAGAACCGGACGUACCCACUUGUGUUUGCAAGAAUGUGUCUCUGGAACUCUUGCCAGCUGACUCGGACUGUAUUUUACCAUACAGUAACGAUUGCGGAGAAGGCAAAACACUAAGAGCCGCCCGCUGCAUGAUCGGCGGUCACGACGUACCCAUGGACGUUUGCAAGAAAUAUCAUCCACUUACUGGUCCAAAUCGUGUCCGCGAAGCAUCUACUGACGGGUACAGUUAUGACGAGGACUUCCCAUCGCUGCUACGAGGCGCCUGCACUGUCACCUGCAGACGUGACUGUGUGCUCGGAACGUGGGGCGAGUGGGGGCCGUGCGCUAUCGAACCCGACUCUAAAGCUGCUUUCAGAUUCCGCACCAGAGAGGUGAUACAGGAGGCGUCGGGCGGCGGGCGCGAGUGCGGCGCGACGCUGCAGCGCGCGGCGUGUGUGCUGGCGGCGCCGCGCUGGGCGCUCGGCGACUGGGCCGCCUGCACGCCGCGCGCCGCGCUCUGCGGCCGCGCCGUCAUCAACAGGACCGUCGCUUGUAUAGAUUCAGAAGGUAGAAAGCUCGACGAUGUGAACUGCGAAGCAAGUGGAGCGGGGCCCACACCAGCGCGGGAAGCAACGUGCCGAGCGCCGUGUCCGAGAGACUGCGUGCUGAGCGCUUGGUCUGAUUGGAGUCCUUGCGAACAGACGAAGUCGGGCGGGAGACGCGACCGCACGCGAGCGGUGCUGCGGCCGGCGGCGGCGGGCGGCGCGCCGUGCGGCCACCUAGUGGCGGCCGAGCCGUGCGCGCCGCACGCCUACUCGUGGCAUGUCGCGCCCUGGGACGACUGCCAGCCGCUAGGAGGAUCCCCUUGUGGUGAAGGUAUCAAAAGAAGGUCCGUCCGGUGCCUUAGAAGUGAUGGAGUCUUUGUCAAUGACUCAUUUUGCCCUAACACGACAGCGACGGAGGCAAGUGAAUCGUGGUGCUACGUGCCAUGCGGCGUGGACUGCGAGCUCACACAAUGGGGCGCUUGGGACACCUCCGCGUGCUCCUGUGGCGAUUCAUCUUCCACCAAGUAUAUGCGACGUACCAGAGACCAUUUAACCACAGUGGUAUGGCCGGGUCGAGCAUGUGGUCCUACAGAGCACCGCGCACCAUGUCCCCGAACGCCCUGUCUAAGACUAGUGGCUAGACCUUCACUUGGAUGUCAUGUUAAGACCUCAUCAGGAGAAGAAGCCGAUGCUUGCGGCUGGGGAGUUAAAAUAUCGCAUGUGCAUUGCGAACUCACCAGUGUUGGAGAUGAACCAACAAUAGAAGCUUAUCUGGAGCCCUGGCGGUGCUCACCAGCGCUACCUGGGAGGAUUAUUGUUCCACAAAUAACGUAUCAGGAGGAAGACGUUUGCGAGGCAGACUGUGGAUGCAGAGAAUCAGAAAUUGGACAGCCAGGUCCUUGGGGUGCGUGGGGUUCGUGUCGCGGAGGAGCUCGGUCUCGGACCCGGCAACUGAUUCUGCCUGCACGACGAGCCUGCAGGACACCUUCUAGAUUCGUGACGAUUGAAUGGGCGAACUGCACGAGCGACGCGGACGAGAUCCCGGACCUGCUGGCAGUGGAGCCUCGCGGGGACAAGCCGCGCCGCGCCUGGCUCGAGCGAGACGUUUACCACGACGGAUAUAUUGAGGGCAGCACUUCAGUUUUGGCGGUAGUAUGGACAGCGACAAUCGUACUCAGCUUCUACGGAGCUUUUAUGCUCUACCGUGGAUUUAUAAGGUGUCUCAGAAGUAGGAAAAUGAGGUCCAUCGCCAAAGUAUAAAUCAACAAGGAGACGUCUUCUGUGAGAAACUCAUUCACCUGAACGGGCUGCCGUACUCAGGUUCUGUUAUUCUGAUUGAACAAUACUGUUCCGUAUUUUGUUGUCUAUUUCAAAUACUCUUUAAUUGUAUUAUUCUUUGAAAAAAGAAUUGUAUGUGUUGUUUAAUUAUUGCUAUUAUCAAAAUCUAAAUGUUAUCAAUGCUAAUUUGUUUUUAAGCCACCUUUACAUGUGUGAUUUUUACUCAUGAUUACCUCAUUUACAAUACAAUUUAUUGUAACCUAAUUCACUUAAAUACUUUUGUAAUGUCAGUAAAAAUUACAAUAUUAAAGGUGGUUUGGGACUAGUGAUAAAUGAUCUCACUCAAUCCUGUACCUUAUUGUACCAAUAUACAGUAUACUUGUAAACUUAUAUUCAAUACAGCUUACCUAGACAAAGUGCAUUUCUAUUAGCGAUAUUGCUGGUAGAUAAGUCCAAAUAAGUACCUGUAGAAGUAUUAAAAAUAAAAAGUCGUAAAAGUGAGAAAUGAUUCACUCAGCCUUUUUUGGCGCUUUGGCCGAUAUCUGAUUAAUAUUGUGGAUAUUUUUUUAUUUAUUUGAAUAACUUUGUUGACGAAUGAAAAAUAUGGGAUACCACGUAAUACACAUUGUAGACACCAUGUGUGAAUUUAGUUUAUAAUUUACUAUUUAAUAUGUGUUAGUUUAUAAGCUCUAUAAAUGUUGAUCAGUAUUGUUAACAAUUUGUUUACUUAUCUAAAAUUUCUUUGCCUUUCGUGGAUAAGAAUGUUGUUAUUCUCAAUCUUCGAUAGUUAAAUACACAAUUUCCAUUUUUAUGCUGGCAAUACCAUUAAUAUAUUAAUAUACUAGCGAUUUCAGUUAUAGAAAUGUACCGACUCUAUCUAGGAGGCAAUGUCGUAUCGUCAACGUGCUGAAAUAUUCUUAAUCAGUGUCUAUUAACAUUUAGUUAGUGAUGUAAUAUCAAAUUUAUAGCCAGCAAACAGUCUGUCCGCAGGAGUGCUUCCAUGUUUUUACGACGUAAUUACGCUAAAUUAGACGGUUUUUAUAACUUUUCCUUGCUAACGAUCGGCCGCGUCGCUACGGCUUCGGAUUGACAAUAUUAAUACACGAAUAGUAUUAGCUACUUCGUUAACUUAGAACUGGAGGUCUGUUUGAAUAAUGUUAGGGUGUAGAGCCCCUAGUUGUUUCCGUUAUGACAAGUCGUUGACUGUGACCAGGCAAUGUGGGAUAGCACAGAGCCGUCCAUUUUAUAUGUCGUCUUCUGGAAUUGACGAUGACUAAGAGACUUCCAGGGCCUGAUGUAGAGGGCAAAUGCCCUGAGUGGUAAACUAAGUCACUGCGAAUUAACAUAGUCAUUAAUAUAAAGGGCGGCAUGAAGUAAUUUUUGGCCUGAACGGCAAAAGAAGUGAAUCAGGCCCUGGUAUUUUCGACAGUUAAAUUAAUAAAUUCAGUAUCUACAUGUCUGUUUAAUAUGAUUUUUUAAUGCUUUACCUAAAAGACAUGCAAAAAGACUAUUUUCAUAAUUUUAUGUAACCUCCAUACCUACUCAAAAUAUGAAGACUAUUUUCAGAAAAGCUUUACUUAUUUUCGUUAAGUUUUCGCACAAACAGUAUUAUUAAUCCGCUAUUUUGUAUUAAUUAAUAAUUACGCAAUUUUUGUGUAGGUAAUGACAGUUGUAGAGCUAAGUCGAUGAUUUGGUAGGAGGGGUGCAAUGGACUGCCCAACUUUGAGAUUUGUAUGGAGCUUUAUGCUCUAGCGACCAAGUAAGACGUGACACAUCAUACCACACAUAUCAGUGUUUAAAUUAAAAUUUCGACGUAAUUAGACUAGAUCGACUUCUGCAAUAGUUUUCUUAAUUUAGUCAGAUUACAUGGUAGAUAUUUGCAUUGGCGUAUUCAUGAUUAAUUUUAAUGGGGAGGCGAGGUUGGUCCUUUAAAAAAGUCGCAUUAUGUCCUUCAGACAUGUCUUUGGACAUAAAGUGUCCAAAGUCAUGUUGAGGGGCAAUGCCCACUCGAGCCCCCACGCCCUUCCCCUAAAUACACCUCUGUGUAUUUGAUAGUACGUCUGACUAUUGCAGAAGCUAGUCUAGUACAGUGCUUAUAUCAUCCGAGUAGAGCUUUGGCGCACAAGAAAUCUACCUACUUUAUGAAUAGUGUAUAAGUGAUAAUUAUAACUGAUCAUACCGUUUUGAGAUAAUAAUCGUGUAUAACACUUUUUGUAGGUUUUGCAUUUAAGCCCAUGUAUUGUGACAAGUAUCUAUUUAUAAUGUGAGUGUGUUCUACUUUUCAUCAACUUCUUUCGUAUUCAUACUCUCAUGUUCCGUUCUCUCAUACUUCAAUAAUUCUCUUUGAUUCUAUCAUGAUCUUAAAUCAUCAUCAUCGGUUAUGUUUUUCUCAUUGUUUAUUAUUUUACAUCUUUAUAUAGUUUUAAUAUUAUCAUUACGUAUUUAAACUGCUGAAUUUCUGCCAAUAAUGAUAUGCUUUUUUUAUUUAUUUGUUAAACAGAUUACAAACAGACACUUUAGACUUUUUGCAUCAGCAAUUGCCGUUUUUGCUGUAUUGAUUCGGUUGUUAUAUCGAAGCUUCAAUGCUUCUUUGCAUGUAAAAGAUAUUACAGCGUCAAACAUAAAAACAAAAUCACCAAUCGUUAAUGCUAAAAGUAUAAUGUCUACUCCUUUAAAUAUAAAGGAGUUUUUACGUUGAGAUGAAGGAUUUCAUUGCAGAUUACUCGAAUAAAUAUUAUAGCAACACACAUACUAGUAGUGGAGAAAUUUAACCAACACAUGUUAACUAAUUGGUACACAAUAACAAUUUAAAAUAUUGUAAUGGACGACCGCAUUAUAUAUAGUAUGGAAAUGGAAAUAAAAAUUAUGAACUCUUUUUAUUUGCAAAUAAUUUAGAUUUUUUUUAUACUCUGGAUAAUUUUAAUAAUUAUAUGUUUAUUUGUAUUUUUCUCGAACUACUGUAAUUCUUGUUCCAUCCUAUUGUUGAGUCCUCACUAUGUUCUUGUAAUACAUAUUCUGUGUACUUAUCUAUUACUUUAGUCUAUACGACGAUGUAUUUGUAACCGUAUUAUGUCAUUACGAGAUAUUGAUGUGAAACAUGAUAGUUAAGGAAUCGUGUUAGACAAUACAAUAUUUGAUAUUUAAUAAAUUUGAUUGUGUUUUUAUAAAUAAAUUGUUUUAUUUCACCC